This is a messenger RNA of Aplysia californica (California sea hare), 994 nucleotides long. Its product is annotated as ankyrin repeat domain-containing protein 27. The transcript has a single exon. Gene Ontology annotation, cellular component: cytoplasm. NCBI's taxonomy places the organism in Eukaryota, Metazoa, Mollusca, Gastropoda, Aplysiida, Aplysiidae. The record is from RefSeq and is a predicted model, not a curated record. Gene Ontology annotation, biological process: intracellular signal transduction. The coding region runs from base 1 to 861 and encodes 286 amino acids. Gene Ontology annotation, molecular function: protein binding.
AUGCGUCAGGUGUCCCAUGGACAGCAAAACGUGGUGCGCACCCUCCUCCGCAACAAGUGUGACGUCAACCUGAAGGUUGUCGUAGACGUAGAAGAUUAUGCCGUGAAAAUGAAACCCUAUGUGAAGCAGGACCGGCUGAAGCUGACAUGUGUCUACCCAUGCAUCGUAAAAGACGACGUGGAGAUGGUUAGGCUACUCGUGAGUGGUGGGCUUGAUGUGAACCUGAGGGAUGAGAGAGGCUGCAGCCCGCUGUGGCAUGCCGUUGACACCAACAACUACGCUAUGGCUAAGGCCUUCCUACAGAGUCCUAACUGCGACGUGAACGCGAAAGACGUGACAAAACUAUGCCCCAUUCACGUGGCUGCCAUUCAUGCCAAUGUGAAAAUUGCUUCCCUGUUGGUGCGGCACGGUGCACACGUUGAUGUCCCGACUGUCCGAGGUUCAACUCCGCUCAUCCUGGCUUGUAAAUCAGCGAGUUACGAGACAGCCCGAUUACUGUUGCUGAACGGGGCGAACCCUAACCAUGCUGGUCUCAACGGACACACGCCCAUCUCUGCUGUCCUCGAGUGCUGCCCGGACAGACUGAUCCUGGACAUACUCAUCGAAGCUGGUGCUGGCAUUGACCGAGCCGACAUUAGGAAAUGUCAAAAAGAAAAGUUGCCUUUGCUCAAGUUAUGUCCGGAUGUUUUAGAGACUCUAAAAAUAUUAGCGUCUGCUCCGCGCUCGCUUAAAAUGCUCUGUUGUCUCGGAAUUCGAAAAUGCUUGCUUGCGUCACAUUCUCGUCUGCAUUUAAUGCUCAAAGUGCAGCAACUUCCGUUACCAAACAUUGUCAGGGAGUUCUUGUUGCUGAAUCAUCUGUAAAUCUAACAUAGAAAACAAACCCAACCCCGAACUGUUUGCUACGUUACACUGACCAGUAGCAAGGGACGAGGUACCUUAAAUGUAUGUGUAGGAUAUCGAUACUUUUUUAUCCACUUUAUUGUUUGCGUGUGAA